UAUCAAAGGUAUAUCCUUGAACACAGCGAGCGACCGCAGCCAACGCCGGCCGCUCCUGAAAACAGGCAGCAACUUUUCAGCGAGAUCCCUGGAAGGAGCGGCUUGAUCUCUUUUAAUAUUUUCUCUUUUCCUGUGGGGGAAAAAGAUUUGGAAUAUUGGGGGUCUUGCUUCGACCCCUGGAGAAAAAACGUGACAUCAAGAUACCUAUCACGGGCACAUCUAUUUAUACUUUUCUUUUUGGUUAAUGCCGGAACAGUGAUGUGAAUGCAAUACAAUUCCAGGAAUCCGCCGCUUCCUGGAAAAGCUUAAAAGAGGCAAACAAAAGAUUACUUAGUAGUGUUUUUCGCCGCUUGAGUUGCAUUACUCCCAGAGACAGCGGCGAGGGUAGCUGCUGCUGUUCUCCGUUUAACUUCUUCCAUACCAAGAGACUGUUUAUUGGGAUAUAUUUAUAAUUAUUCAUUCCUGAUUUUUAGUGGCGGUUUCAAACGCCAUUAGGAAGGAGGGUCGUCGUCUCCCCCUUCUUAGCUACUCGUUUUCUUUGACUCCGGUAAUUUAAAAAUCAUUUAUCACCUUUUUUUAAUUUUUAUUUUGCUGUAUCAAGAGUGUGUUGGGAAACAAGUUACGAUCGCUCGCGCUUUUCUACGCGGAGCUGAGCUCGCUGAACGAUCAGUAAAGACUUUCUGGAUACCCCAGUUGACUUUGGUGGUGGUCUCCAAGGUGCGGUUGAGAAGCCGUGUUGGGAUCCUUCUCUGCAAGUGACUUACCUACUGACUUGCGGUAUUCCUGCUGGGAACAAAGAAGAUAAGCAAUAGUGGGAGAGCUGUUUCCCGGUUUCUCCGAAAACUUCAUGCUCUUGCCUUGGCCCUGGAGUGACAUGAUCGCCUGUGUUCAGGGACCCCAUCCUUUGCUAGCAGAGGAGAAGAUCAGGAGACUGUCACUUGGAGCUCUUGCAGUGAAUUUGUCAGAGCAAGUCAUGCAACCUCUAUCAGUCACACCCUUCCAAGAAGAGUCUGCUCAUGCCAUUGUGGCACCCACGCUGGAGAGCAACCCUCCUCAGCCACGAGAUCCAGAAGAGGACCUGCUGUGCAUUGCAAAGACCUUUGCAUAUUUGCGAGAAUCUGGCUGGUACUGGGGCUCAAUCACAGCCAGUGAAGCCAAACAGCAACUCCAGAAGAUGCCUGAAGGCACCUUCCUGGUACGGAACAGCACUCAUCCCAGCUACCUGUUCACACUGUCAGUCAAAACCAACCGUGGGCCCACUAACGUGCGCAUUGAGUAUGCUGACAGCAAGUUCCGGUUAGACUCCAACUGCCUCUCUAAACCUCGAAUUUUGGCCUUCCCAGAUGUGGUCAGCCUAAUCCAGCAUUAUGUUCUUUCUUGCAUGGUGGAGAGUAAGACUGAUGCUCAUUACCCCCCUCCAGUGUCCUCGCCACCUAUGAAAAAAGAGAUUGCAGCCUUGGCAGUGCACUUGAAACUGAUCCGUCCACACAACCGCAAGAACAGUGCACCAAGCCUGCAGCACCUCUGCCGUCUACAGAUCAACAGAUCCACUGUGGAGACAGACCUGUUGCCUUUACCAAAGAGAAUGAAGGACUAUUUGAAGCAGUACCCUUUCCAGCUUUGAGGUAUUGCCAGUUGGCCUCAGAAAGACAGUAGAAGCAAAAUAAAAUCCAGAUGGGACAGUGAUAUGGCUUUGUCCCACUCACCCGAUGUGGGCACAGCGGAUAAAUGGCCAUCAGAAGAGAUUGUUGUUUAUUAUCUCUUCCUCUCCCUUUGCCCCAUUUAUCCUAAUUCCAUUCCUGUAUUAGUGAGGGGGCUUCUAGUACCAGUGACAUUUACAUGGUACACAUUUCCAGUGCCCUAACUUAAGGGCUUUGCUCUCUUUUUUUUUUCUGACUGUGGCUCUGAGAAAUACUCUUGGCAUGUGCACACUACUUGAAUUUCAGAAAUGCCGUGACACCAGGAAUGUUAUAGUAUUGUUACUGUUAUUAUUUAUUUCCAUGGUAGCUGUAUUAUC
Messenger RNA from Sphaerodactylus townsendi, 2017 nucleotides. RefSeq names its product cytokine inducible SH2 containing protein (gene CISH). The transcript is spliced from 3 exons. Bases 848 to 1624 code for a protein of 258 amino acids. Lineage: Eukaryota; Metazoa; Chordata; Lepidosauria; Squamata; Sphaerodactylidae. Gene Ontology annotation, molecular function: 1-phosphatidylinositol-3-kinase regulator activity. The record is from RefSeq and is a predicted model, not a curated record. Gene Ontology annotation, biological process: phosphatidylinositol phosphate biosynthetic process; intracellular signal transduction. Gene Ontology annotation, cellular component: phosphatidylinositol 3-kinase complex.